This is a messenger RNA of Monopterus albus (swamp eel), 1826 nucleotides long. Its product is annotated as voltage-dependent calcium channel subunit alpha-2/delta-4-like. The record is from RefSeq and is a predicted model, not a curated record. The transcript is spliced from 6 exons. The coding region runs from base 4 to 621 and encodes 205 amino acids. Lineage: Eukaryota; Metazoa; Chordata; Actinopteri; Synbranchiformes; Synbranchidae.
CAGAUGAACUAUGGAAACAUGAGAAACGGUGUCGCAGAACAAUGGAUUUUUACUUCUAGGACAAACUGUAAGACAGACAUUGACCCAGCCCAUCGCAAGUUGAGCCAGCUACAAGCUGUGGUUGAGUACCUCACUGGCAAAGACCCAGAUCUGGAGUGUGAUGUGGAGCUGUUGCAACUGUUUGAUGCUGUGGUCACAGCUCCUAUGGAAGCUUACUGGACUGCCCUUAUGCCUGACACUUCAGGUAUGGAGGACGGGGUAGAAACAGCAUUCUUGGGGACCCGUUCAGGCCUAAUGAGAUUCCAGAGGUACACUGGUAUUGAGAAAAGAAUUGCCAAGUCUUUCCUGACCUCCACAGACAAGGAGAAUAUGUUCACGUUGGACCAUUUCCCAGUGUGGUACCGCAGAGCAGCCGAGCACCCAGCUGGACAGUUUCUAUACUACAUGCCUAGACAGCAUAAUAGAGAUACCUUUACUGAGCAAACACACACGCACAGACACACAAAACACUGUUUGUGCUAUUUUUUUUUUCCAGUUUUCUCAGCCAUAUUCUGCAGGUUGAGACAAAAAUCCCUCGGUGACAGGCUCAUGUCUCUUUGCUUCACUGUGAAUUUUAUGUAGUUUGUAUCAACACAGUGUCUUACACAGAUAUAGGACAUUUGAAUAAUUUUUUCUUACUGAGGCAAAAUGUCCUGAAGGUUUAGUUCAGCCAGGAUGGGUAUUCCAUUUGUGUUCAUGUUCUGUGAAUGUUGCUGCCAUGAAGAAUUAUUAGCUGCUCCAGACUGACACAUUUAACAGCUACUGUACUGUCAUCAUAUUUAUUAUGACCGGUUUUGUUUUAAAGGGGGGUAUAACGGAAGCAUGGAAACAUAUAAUGCACACACAGAGCCCAUCUGUUAUGAGUGCAUUGGUCAAUUAGCUCUCAUAUUCUGUGUUACAUAAUGCUUAAAAUGUUAAUCUGGCUGGAAUCUUUGGUUUGUUGACACUUGGCAUCUGCUGGCGCAAUGGCUGUGAAUUGACACACAGAAGAGGCAUGGAUGACUUUUUUAGAUGUUGCCUCCCCAGUCCAAGUCAAUCUGUCACCCACAUAGUUUGUUUUGGCAUGUCUUAUUAACACUUCGGCUGUUACUAUCACUGUGUGUGUUCACAGAUGAUCAUAUGAGGUAAUCAGAAUGUGGGAAAAUAAAUAUUUCAUAUUUUGCUUUUCAUUCCUUGUGCAUACAUGCGUAUGCAUUUAGAAGGAAUAUUUGUGCUUGUGAAGUACAUGCAUGCACCCAUGUUUCUACAUGCAUUGAUACAAUGGACUGCAGUACAUUCUUGCUAAUAGUGUGUGUUGCCCUCCCAGCAGGGAUGACAGUGAUUGCUACCACUGCUGUCACUGUGGCGGUUGGCAAGAAGACUGCCAUCGCCGGAGUGUACUGAACUGAGAUGGAGAGCCAAGCCCAGAAAGCGGAAGAGGAGAGUAGGAGGAGAAUGGAGCAGAAAAGGAAGAGAUGCUUCAUUAGUGGGACAGCUGAGGCUUGAGACGCUGAGGUGAAUAUAGAUUUUUACACAUGAACAGAGAGCAGAGAGCAGCUGUGCUUAUCUGAUGUACUAACAGCCAGCAGAGACAUGGAGAUAACACACACGGUACACAGAAACACAAUGAGCGUGUUAAUGUGCAUUCACACACCAGUGCAGUUAUAUUAUGUAGAGAGAAGCACAGGGAUGCACCAAUGGAAACACACACCUAGCCACCUUUCUCAGAGGUAAACUAGCAUGCUCUAGUUUCUGCCCACUGCUUCCUGACUAUCCUAUCCACUAAUUCAGAUCAAACAUGGCUAAAA